AAUUUCCACAAAGCCUGAUCCACAUGGAUUUGCAGCUGCUGCAAGGACAUCCAUGGAGGACAGUGAGGCCCUGAGGCCCCGGAGAGCACAGAGAAUCACAGAGGUCCUUGUGUGGGGAAGGGAAACUGUGGAGGGAAACUUCAAGUCACCUGCAACCAAAGCCCUGAGUGUCACCGACCUGGCACAUGUAGAGGUUCUGGACAGCACUGAUGGAGAACAGGACAGAGGUGACUGAGUUCCUCCUGCUGGGACUGACCGAUGACCCACGCCUGCGGGUUUUCCUCUUCAUCACCUUCCUCCUCAUCUACACCCUCACCGUGGCUGGGAACCUGGGGAUGCUCCUGCUGAUCCUCCUGGACCCUCGUCUGCACACUCCCAUGUACUUUUUCCUGGGUAACCUGUCCCUGGUGGAUUUCUGUUACUCCUCAGUUGUGACUCCCUCAGUCAUGGCUAGGCUUCUUACAGGAAACAAGGUCAUUUCCUACAAUGCCUGUGCUGCUCAGAUGUUCCUGUUUGCAACCCUCAUUUGUGUGGAAAAUUAUCUGUUCACUGCCAUGGCCUAUGACCGCUAUGCAGCAGUGUGCAAACCCCUGCGCUACACCACCACCAUGAGGAGCAGUGUGUGUGCGGGUCUCGUCAUGGGCUGCUAUGUCCUUGGUUUACUGAAUGGCUGCAUCCACACUGGGGAAACCUUCAGUCAGUCCUUUUGCAGCUCCAAUGUGAUUGAUCACUUUUUCUGUGAUGUCCCACCAGUCAUGGCUCUCUCUUGUUCUGAUAAACGGGUUAGUGAGCUGGUUCUUGUUUAUGACGUGAGUUUCCAUAUUUUUUUUGCCAUGCUGCUUAUUUCAACAUCCUACAUCUUCAUUUUUCACACCAUCCUAAGGAUGCGCGCAGCUGCAGGACAUCACAAGGCUCUGUCCACCUGUGCCUCCCACUUCACUGCUGUGUCCAUUUUCUAUGGGACGAUCAUCUUAAUGCACCUAAAGCCCAGCUCCAGUCACUCCGUGGACACUGCCAAAAUUGCCUCUGUGUUCUAUACUAUAGUUAUUCCCAUGCUGAACCCUAUGGUCUACAGCCUGAGGAACAAGGAGGUCAAGAGUGCAUUCUUAAAGGUCAUGAAUGCAUUGGUGUGUGGGAGGCCCAGUAAGGUAUAG
Messenger RNA from Fukomys damarensis (Damara mole-rat), 1154 nucleotides. Its product is annotated as olfactory receptor 5B2. The coding region runs from base 210 to 1154 and encodes 314 amino acids. The record is from RefSeq and is a predicted model, not a curated record. Gene Ontology annotation, cellular component: membrane. Gene Ontology annotation, biological process: sensory perception of smell; G protein-coupled receptor signaling pathway. Gene Ontology annotation, molecular function: olfactory receptor activity; odorant binding; G protein-coupled receptor activity. The transcript is spliced from 2 exons. NCBI's taxonomy places the organism in Eukaryota, Metazoa, Chordata, Mammalia, Rodentia, Bathyergidae.